AUGGCCGCAGUUGAGGUUGAAUCAGUUCCUGCAGCAAUAGUAGAAAAUGUUAAAACCGAGAAGGUAAUCUCCACCCCUGAGGCUCCAAAAGAAGAGGUGGUGACAGUCACGGAGGAAGUAAAAGAAGGGGCUAAAGAUGCUGCACCAGAAGAGAACGCAGUAGAACCUGAUCCUGAAGCUGAGAAAGCUGUUGAAGCUCAGAAAGAGACAGUAGUUCCAGUAGAAGAGUCCGUUGAGGAGGCUGCAGUGGUUGCACCAGAAGAACCUGCUGCCGUGGUUGCACCAGAAGAGCCUGCUGCAGUGGUUGCAAAAGAAGAGCCUGUAGCAGAGAAAGCCGAAAAAGAAGAAGUUGAAGAGGUGAAGAAAGAGGCUGCAGUUGAGGAGACUAAAGAAGAAGAAUUUAAAGAGGUGAAGAAAGAGGCUGAAGUUGAGGAGGCUAAAGAAGAAACCCCUGGAGUGGUGGAGGCGGCUGCCAUAGAAGUUGCAGUUGAUAAGACUGAGGAGUGA
Fraxinus pennsylvanica is the source of this 507-nucleotide messenger RNA. Lineage: Eukaryota; Viridiplantae; Streptophyta; Magnoliopsida; Lamiales; Oleaceae. The record is from the annotation of a GenBank genome assembly.